UUAGAAACAAAUUAAUCGGAUUGUGUUCAAUUACACUAUUUCCUUGGUUGGCUAACUAGAUCAAUCACCUUGUAAAUCUGAGGAAGUGAAUGUUUAAUGAAGUAGUCUCUCAAUAUUGGAUCUGAAUCUUGCCAAGAAGUCAUCAUAAAAACGAUGGCAGCUGAAGAAGUAGUUAAAUAGUUUCCUGCAUUCAGUGCAACAAUAACCUGAGACUGUGGCUUCUGUUAAUAUUUACAUUCAUGUUGCUUGGUGACCUGAGCAAGUGGUUGGUCAGAUGAAAAAAUCCCCGGAGUAUGUAUUAAUAGCAAACAUAUAGUUCAUAAUUUUCAGAUACUAUCCACACACAAAAAUAGUCCAGACCUUACAUUAAUUGAAAGUCUAUGGGAUGUGGAUUAGACUUUAUAGAAGUGCUUGACUCUUGCAUUAUCAAUCAAUAUAAUAUCUUCUUUACCAAAUCUUUAACAAGAAUCGAUGCACCUCCCGAUGGAAAUAACAUAAAAACAUUUAUUUCCACCAAGAUCUAAGUGCAUCAAUUUUUGGUCAAGAUCUUGUAUUGACAAUACAAGACUCAAGCACUCUGUAAAGUCUCCUCCAGCACAUCCCAAAGACUUGCCUAUUCAUGUGUGAAAAUUAUUCAUCAUGCUUCCUCCGUCCUAACCAUUCACAAUUUGAGCCUGACGAAUUCUUGAUACGUCACCCUGGAAUAUGGUCAUGAUGUGUCUUCUAACAGGGUUGUUUAUGUUUUUUGUAACUUGUUAUAUAUUUUGUAUUUGUUAUUAGCUAAAAUCAUUAAUGAACGCAACUCCGCGAAACGGUUUGGUCGUCCACUGAUGCAAUAGGCGGCAACGUGCGGUGUGACCAGGAAGUGGGUGCAUAGAUAUUUAUUGAUCCUGUCUUAUGAUCCUGUCGGACAACAGCUAUGUGGUAACAUUUUCUGAAUGAAAUCUGCGCAUAUCGCAGAAUGGGAGAUGACAAUGUCAUAGCCCGGCUCGGCAGCAUGAAGGCUCUGUUGGGGAUUGUAGCAGGAGCCGGAGCUUCAUAUGGCAUUUAUAAACUAGUCGCUGGUCGUGCAGGAGAUGGAGUGAAAAGAAGAAAGUCUGCUAAAAGUGUGACUAUUCAGCCUGGGAGCUUAAUGGCCAAAGUAUCUGGAUUUAAAGUUGUCAGUAAGAGUGAUAAUCUGGAUCCGUCUGCGGAGACUGAAUCUAGUGAUAUUCACUCAAAAUCUGCUGCCAGCCUGGAGCCUCGGCAUCUCAGCAUGCUUCUCUCUCUUCUGCAGAGCAGCCCAAACUCGGAAGAGAGGAGAAACGUGCUCGUAACCUUAGGAAAUGCUGCUGCCUUUACAGUAAACCAGGAUCUUCUGCGAGAAUUUGGAGGUCUUCACAUCAUAGCAGGCUUCCUCUCAGACCCUUCAUCUGAGAUCCGGGUUCAGACUCUAAACGCUCUGAACAACUUAAGCAUGAAUAUCCGCAAUCAAGAGCAGCUGAAGAUAUAUAUCCCGUCAGUGAUGCAGUUGAUUGAAAUGUCGCCGGUGAACUCUGACCUUCAGCUGGCAGCGCUCCGCUUACUCACUAAUCUGUCAGUCACCGAUAAUCACCAGCAUCUGAUGAAGAAUUCUAUCACCCUCCUCUUAUCGCUGCUCGUAGUGAGCAAUGCAGUCCUACAGAUCCAAGUCCUGAAGGUCCUAGUAAAUCUUUCCUCCAAUCCAGAUUUGAUGGACGAUAUCGUGCAAGCUCAGGCUCCAGCCUCCUUGAUUUUGUUGUUUGACGGCUGCACAAGCACAUCUGUUCUUCUCCGCCUGUUGUUUUUCGUGGGGAACCUGCGUGCGUGGAGACCCUCGGCACAGGUGGCUGAAGCUCUGAGGACGAGGCAGGACUCUCUGUACUGUGUUCUACUGGACAACUCCUCUCAGGUGCACCGUAAGCUUCCCCUGCUGCUUUCACAUCCAGACGAGGAGGUGAAGACGCAGGUGGCCAGGCUCCUCACUUAACCUCUUACAGAAUACAUCUCAUCAAAUAUACCUGUCCUUCUAUGUUCACCUACUGAAACGUUCAGGCUCAGCACGAACAGUGGAGCAGUGUUGAUAUCUGCUGGUAGCAGGUGAUCCACUUGGUGGGCCAUCAGUAUCCUAUCAAAAUGUUGGAAAAUGGACAAGAUAUGACUCCGUCAGGUGAUUCGAGAGAGGUUUGUUUAUAUAAUAGACAUUUGUGAACACCACAAAUCUCCUCUGAGAAGCUUUGAGAACGUCUCCACUGCCAAACGUUUACUUGCCAAGUGAAUACAUGUAAGCUUGCAGGUAUUUUCUCGGACCACACUAAGUGCUUUGGAAAUCCAGACUAGUGAUGGUAAGGACUCUGCAUGUGUUUAGAAAUGUUAAACCUUGAAAAAAAAAGCCUUUCUUCAGUGCUGCAUAAUACAAGUGAAGUUUACCAUUGAAUAAAGGUUAUUCAGGUUAUGCUGAGGUAGAAAUUAUCCAGGAACCUUAUUUUUACAGAAUCUGCAUUGAUUGUACUGUGAUUUUGUUUUUUGAUGCUUGAUGAUGAGAUUAACAUAAUUUAAUAAAGGUUAUUUCAUUUUGUAAGGCAAUUCUGAAAACAAUGGUUGCUUCACAGUUUAAUGUUUGCUUUCACAUUAUUUUGGAAUGCUUUCUGGCUUAUAUGUCAGGUUUGUGAAAGUUAUUUUAAAUAAAUAUUUAAGUUUUAAUAUAAUAAUAAAUAUGAAAUUGGUUUUUAAUGCAGAGAAAUAACUUUAAUUCGCUCUUGAAUCGCAGCUGUGUGAGAACAACAUUUCCCAUUAAUCUUAGCAAACCAUCAAGGGUUGCCAUGUCUGUUUAAUAUAAACGAAUUUGUGCUGUUGUUUGGUUGUUGUUUUUUUUACAUUUAUUUCCCCACCAUAAUGUAAUAAAAUAUGACGAUUCAUUGUUA
Molecule: messenger RNA, 2921 nt
Organism: Pimephales promelas (fathead minnow)
Lineage: Eukaryota; Metazoa; Chordata; Actinopteri; Cypriniformes; Leuciscidae
Gene: armc10
Product: armadillo repeat containing 10
Cellular component (GO): mitochondrion
Source: RefSeq, a predicted model, not a curated record